Molecule: messenger RNA, 2070 nt
Organism: Coffea eugenioides
Lineage: Eukaryota; Viridiplantae; Streptophyta; Magnoliopsida; Gentianales; Rubiaceae
Product: ATP synthase subunit beta, mitochondrial
Exons: 9
Coding region: 264-1895 (543 amino acids)
Biological process (GO): proton motive force-driven mitochondrial ATP synthesis; proton transmembrane transport
Molecular function (GO): ATP hydrolysis activity; ATP binding; proton-transporting ATP synthase activity, rotational mechanism
Source: RefSeq, a predicted model, not a curated record
AACAACUGAACCCAUCUAAAAAGUAAAAAGUCACGUAGCAGAACCACUCAAGCUUCCUAAGGUUUUGGUCCGUGGUGGACCGGAUCCAUCUGAGAAUUCCACAGAAACACCAUGUACUGCCUCAUAUACUUCAGUCACAGCUCACUCUCUCAUCUUCCAAUUUCUACUCAAAAUGUGAAGAAACCCUCAUCAUCGUCGUCUUUUACUCCAUUAACACCAUAAACACGCCCCAAUAACACACGCUUCAGUCUCAGUUCUUAGCCAUGGCUAUACGGAAAAUUCUGUCCUCCCUCAUCCGCCUUCCGACACGUCAUUCUUAUUCUCUGCAGCCCAAAUUCUACAAUCCUCCACCAGCUGGUCACAUUCUCCACCGUGUGGCCAACUAUGCCGCCUCCUCAGCAGCCGCUACGAAAGCCCCGACUCAGCCGCCUGGAAAGGGAAUAGGGAAGAUCACGGAAAAUUUCACCGGCGCCGGAGCAGUUGGUCAGGUUUGCCAGGUCAUCGGGGCUGUGGUGGAUGUUCGGUUCGAAGAUGGGUUGCCGCCGAUAAUGACGGCGUUGGAGGUGAAGGACCACUCGAUGAGAUUGGUACUGGAGGUGGCGCAGCAUUUGGGAGAGAACACUGUACGGACGAUUGCAAUGGAUGGUACGGAAGGGCUUGUUCGUGGCCAAAGCGUCCUUAAUACUGGCUCUCCUAUCACUGUUCCUGUGGGCAGGGCUACUCUUGGCCGUAUUGUGAAUGUCAUUGGGGAGCCUAUUGACGACAGGGGUGAUAUAAAAACCGAUCACUUUCUCCCAAUCCAUAGAGAAGCUCCAACCUUUGUCGAACAAGCAACCGAACAGCAGAUCCUUGUCACUGGAAUCAAGGUUGUGGACCUACUUGCUCCUUAUCAAAGAGGUGGAAAGAUUGGACUUUUUGGUGGUGCUGGUGUUGGAAAAACAGUGCUGAUCAUGGAAUUGAUCAACAAUGUUGCCAAGGCUCACGGUGGUUUCUCUGUUUUCGCUGGCGUUGGUGAGCGUACUCGAGAGGGCAAUGAUUUGUACAGAGAAAUGAUUGAGAGUGGUGUUAUUAAGCUAGGGGACAAGCAGAGUGAAAGCAAGUGUGCUCUUGUGUAUGGUCAAAUGAAUGAACCUCCUGGUGCACGUGCUCGUGUUGGGCUUACUGGAUUGACAGUGGCUGAACACUUCCGAGAUGCUGAAGGGCAAGAUGUGCUUUUGUUCAUUGAUAACAUAUUCCGGUUCACACAGGCUAAUUCUGAGGUAUCUGCUCUGCUGGGUCGUAUCCCCUCUGCUGUGGGUUAUCAGCCAACUCUGGCAACAGACCUGGGAGCACUCCAAGAACGUAUUACAACCACCAAGAAGGGAUCAAUCACAUCUGUUCAGGCCAUAUAUGUGCCUGCUGAUGACUUGACGGAUCCAGCCCCUGCUACCACCUUUGCCCACCUAGAUGCCACAACUGUGUUGUCUCGACAGAUUUCAGAGCUUGGCAUCUAUCCAGCUGUGGAUCCUCUAGACUCUACCUCUCGCAUGCUAUCUCCUCACAUUUUAGGUGAUGAACAUUAUAAUACAGCUCGUGGCGUGCAGCAGGUUCUCCAGAAUUACAAGAAUCUGCAGGACAUAAUUGCUAUUCUGGGAAUGGAUGAGCUUAGUGAAGAGGAUAAACUUACUGUGGCUCGCGCACGAAAAGUUCAACGCUUUCUGAGCCAGCCUUUCCAUGUGGCCGAGGUUUUUACUGGUGCACCUGGAAAGUAUGUGGAGUUGAAAGAGAGUAUCAAUAGUUUUCAGGGUGUUUUGGAUGGGAAAUAUGACGACCUUCCUGAACAGUCUUUUUACAUGGUUGGUGGGAUUGAUGAAGUUCUUGCCAAGGCGGAGAAGAUUGCAAAGGAGUCUACUUGAGCUUUACCUAUCCUCUUUCUUUUAGAAUUUACUUUCAAAUGAUACUAUAAAAUAGCAAUUAGAAGUACUAGGAGAUUUUGUUUCAUCUAAUGCUUCUUACCUCAUCACACUGCUAAUCUUAGAUGAAUGGAAUGAAGUUGGGCUACCUACAAACGGUGGAUCAUACUCUUUGUUA